GUAAACAAAAAUGGCGGUUAUCAAAAAACACGGAAGUGGAACAAAAUGUGACUGAAACUAUAGGAUUUCCUGGAAUAUUUACAAAUUUCACGUUGCAUCCGCUCAAAGUCGCCCGAUAAUGCAAGUAAACGGUCCAUAUUGUGAUAGUCUACAUUAAUGUUAAAAUGGAACAGCUGUACAAUAAGUUUGUAGUAACCUGGAAUAACGAAUUUCCUCAAGAGGACCCACCGUUGAUUGAUCUACACGGCUGUAUCUCAACAGCAGAAGAUGGUUUCGAGUCAGUGAAUAUAGCCCAUCUUGGAAAAUUAUAUAACCAGUCCAGAGAAACCUCCAAAAGGCUUAGGAGAGAAUUGAAAAAGGCGGAACUAAUCGAAAACUUUUGGGCAACUCUCAUGAAAGACUGUAAUGGAUUUGAAUCAGCAGAAUACUCUCCAAGAAAAAGUAGCAGAAAAGUAUCUCCCUCCACUUCAAACCGCCCUGACAGAAAAACAUCAGAUGACUCUGGUGAUAGAAAAUUUUCGUUACUGGACGGCCUCGGAAAAUGUGUGGAUUCCUCCCUAGAAACUUUCGUUAAUAUUGGGCUAGGUGCUGAUAUUAUUGAUGUAACUGAUAAUCAUGAAAUCCAGGUGAAUGCUGUGGCUAGUGGUGAUCAAUAUCUUAAAACUGAUAACAAGUUGAGUGAUGGAGAAAACCUAGUUACACAGGUAUCGGACAAAUAUAGACGAGACUCCGGUAGUGUACCUAAUGUCUCGCGCAGUGGUGAUGCACAUACAGGAGAUCACAGUUGGUAUGCUAAUGCUAGGACACUGAAAGAAGAAGGUAACGUUUCUAGUGAUGACGAGGAAGCUGAUUAUGAGAAUCAAUGCUCCAAAAAAUUAUCUGUAUCCACGGAGAGAAUACCUUCCAUAAAGCCUGCCAUUCCUCCCCGGAGACCAAGAACUGAACAUCCAGUCAAACCAAAACCUCCAACGAUUCCUCGCUCUAAAAAGCAUAGUCCUGGCGCUAGUUCCUUUAGUCCACACAUAAGUGAAGGUGAACCAGUAAAAUCAACUGUAAAUAAUGAAAAACACAAUUACCAUGGACAUGUAACACCAAGGGCAUGCACACCUGAAACUAACUUGGAUGAAUUGACAGGAAGAAAUUCUAUUGAAAAUUUUGACAGUGCUUCCUUAAGUCAUACAGGUAGCUCUCAAAAAAACUUGGAGGAACAUGACAAAGACAUGUUUAGAAAAUUCAGGUUGAGUGAUGGAGGAAAGGCAAGGCCAGGCAGUGGUGAAGUUAUAUCUACAGGGUUCAAAAACCUUAGCAGUGAUUUUAGUGCAGGUGAAGAAAUCAAACGAUCUAGUCCAAAAUCAUCCCCAGUACCUAAAACAAAAAGCAGUAGUAGGAACCGAUUGAGAUCUAAUGACUAUGAAAAUUUUUCUGUGGACUUCCUCUUAACUAGAAAAACUCCAGUGUAUGAAUCGGAGGAGGAGGAUGACCAAGAUCAUCGGAACUCCGAAAUUUUUGACAGUAAUGUUACCAAGGAAACCAAGAAAUCCAGUGACUCGGGACUGUCUAGUGCAGACACAACAUCAAACACUAGUCUAACAAGUGGAGAAGCGACCCAUUCCAAAACAACUGAUCCUGAUGACUCAAAGACGGAGAAGUCUCACCAAGAAGAUGACAGUGCUUCUGGUCCUAUCCAACCUGAUAUGGAGGCUGCAGAGGCAGAAAAAAGUCAACAGAAGGAUGAGCGUGAUGGAAAGUGUCGUUUGAUCUUGGAGGCUUCAGGGGCCGAUUCUGAAGAUACAAGUGAUAAUGAGCCUGAAAUUUCGAGAACGAUGAGCAUUAGCAGUGUACGGAAAGUUAGAGACCAAAAGCUUCACAUGAGAAAGAUUCUGGUAAAGGGAAUUCUGGAAAGUGAGAGGACCUACCUCUCCCUGCUGAAGGAAAUUACAGAGCUGAAGAGAAAAAUCCAGAACCAGAUCACCAAUUUGAGAGAGUCACCAAUGUGUUCCAUGGAAGAUGUUACCACCAUGUUCUACCAAGUGGAAGAAAUCCACGUUCAACAUGGAAACUUUGUGGAGAAACUGCAAGCUAAAGUCGAUGCUUGGUCAGACACCCAGAAAGUGGGAGAUACUUUUAAGGAGCUGAUUGUGUAUUUUCCUCUGUAUAUGAAAUAUGUCAACCAUACCCAUGAGGCAGCAGAGUGUAUACAGAAGUGUACAAGCAACAACGAGGAGUUCCGAAAGUUGGUUUCUUCUGUGAAACUGAGCACUGGAAGCCAGCAUACAUUGCAAGAACUUUUGUUUACCCCUGUACAGAGGCUUCAGAGAAACACUCUAGUCAUACAUGAUCUCCUGAAUUACACGCCAGAAGAUCACGAUGAUUACAAAAUUCUCAUGAAGACCCUAGACUUGGCUGACCACAACUUAAAGAACUUCGCAACUACGCCAGAUUCACAAAUAGCGAAUACAGAGGAUCAUCUGGUAAAAAGUGGGUUUGUUGUGGAGAUGGUUGGAAAUUCCAGGAAGCUGAGGUUCAUGUUCUUGUUCACGGAUGUCCUAGUGUGUACAAAACACAAACAGACUGGCAGGAAUCGUGUAAAUGUAUUUGAAGUGAAAUGGUUCCUGCCUGUUCCCCAGAUCACCAUGGAGACAAAACUGGAUAAAGUGUACCAGAUCAAAGAAGAUACCGAGAGCAUGAAAAAGAAAAUUGUCAGCUUGAAAGCAGAGCUGAGGAGAGAAAUGAAAAUCCAUGAUGACAAGGGGGAGAGGACAUCCUGGUUAUCGUCCGGAACAAGGACAAUGGAGAAAUUGAAGAAGAAAAUUGAAGAGCAGGAGGCUGCUCUGAUCCUUGCUUCUCCUCAUCUGCCAUUACAAUUCUCAACAAAGGAGGACUCAAAAAACCACUACAUUCUGUUGUCCACAGAUUACGAGAGAGAGGAAUGGAGGGAUGCCAUGUUGGCACAACAAAACCACCAUCAUGGUGGACUUCAAAGGCUGCUGAGUGGGCAUGAUGUUCAAGCCAAAAUCAAUGAAAGCAAACAGCUUCCACAAGUCAACAAUAUAGGAAAUGUUUUGAUUAAGAAAGAUGAUGAAAUGCUGAAUGGUUCCCUAAACGUUACUAUCCAUAAACUGGACGGACUGGACAGUCCCUGUGAUACCUAUGUACAGCUUCACCUAGACUCUUACGGCUAUUUCUUCAUGCAAGCUAAGACUCGGCCCUGUGUCAACUCCGUAGAACCCAACUGGGACCAGGACUUUGAGUUGGAAUUAGAGGGAUCACAAACCUUGAGGAUUUUGUGUUACACAGUAAACAGGGAGGGUGAAGAUGAGCUCAUCGGCAGGAGUGCUCUCGAGCUCAGUCGAACAUGGCUAAGCAGCAGUUUCAAAGAACAGAAGAUCAGUAUGAAUACUUUGUCUCUGAUGAUCUCAGUAAGGCAUACGCCAGCCACCAAGACCCUGAAGAGGUCCCCCUCUAAAAUCCAAGGAGGACUGUUUGGAACCAGGAUUGGAAUAGCUUGCAGUCGAGAACGAAAGACAGUUCCGAGUUUCGUCACAGCUUGUAUCAAGGAGGUAGAGGCUCGAGGAAUGGAAGAGGUUGGUUUGUACAGGAUAUCUGGUGUGACGUCCGAUAUACAAAGGAUCAAAAAGGCCUUUGACAAAAAUGUAGAGAGUAGAUGGCUCCCAGUGUAUUUGAGGGCAGGUUUGAAUGUUCUUGGAGACAGUGACAUUAAUGCAGUGACUGGGGUUCUCAAACUCUACUUCAGGGAGCUUCCAGAACCUCUCUUCUCAGAAGCCAGCUACAAACAAUUCAUAGAUACCAUUGGUUUACAUGAUGGAGAUGCUAAAGAAAAAGUUUUCCUUCAACUUCUACAUGACCUUCCAAACGAGAACUAUUACUGCAUAGUAGCUAUUGUAGAGCAUUUAGUCAGAGUGAGCAAACUGGAGUCUAAGAAUAAAAUGUCACUCAGUAACUUGUCAACGGUGUUUGGCCCCACCCUCCUUCAUCCUGCGGUCAGCGACCAACAAAAUCCCACUCAACUGAUGCAGGAUGCCCAGGAUGUCUUUCUUCAGGCGGGUGUGCUGUACUUUCUCCUACAGCUGGCAGCCAGUGGGCGGAACAUCCGGAGGUGUGAAGCUACUAUUGAAAUGCAUGGGGAGGACAGGCUAGUGUAGAGGUGUGGAUCUAAUGGGAGUGGGAAGGGGGUAAAUGGAGAAAAGCUGGAAAGAGUUGGCAUAAUCUAGUCCAUGUUUAGUUUAAGAAUGUCUGACCAAGAGAGUAGUAGAAAUAGAUAUUCGGGGAAAAAAAGGUGUUGUAUGUUGAAGCAACUUGUACAGUCUGUGAGUAUUUAAUGGGGGAAAGUGACAUAGAAGCAAAAUAUUAGUAUUAGAUUUCAUGUAUGGUUUUCUUGCCUUCAUACUGGAUGAAAUGAAUUUUUCUGUGCUUGUUAAUCAAAAUCGUAUGUUACAGUAUUUAUUAAAAUUAUCAAUUUCAAGGUUGCCAUAGAUAAAGGAAAGUAAAAGAAAACAGAAUAUGAACUUGGACGGAAUUUACAGAAUCUAUCCUGUAAAUGAUAUAAGAUACAAGUAGACAUUUGUUACAAUCAGCCAUAGAUGUCUUUCAUUUAGUAUUCAGCCAUGACAUUUUAAUUGAAAUGAUGAAAUACAUGUAUAUGUACAUGUAUAUAUCAUAUAGUAAUGCUUGUAUCAGUGUCCUAUAAUUGGAUAUUUAACGAGGUGCUUAUGCAGAACAGCAAUAUAUUUCUUGUUCAGCAAUGUACUUGUGUGUUUAAGCCGUAUCUAUUGGUAUUUAGUGUGUUUCUAGUACUGUUAGAAAUACCAGUAUUGAGGAAAUCUAGAAAUAUUCCCUACUUUUUCAGAAAGUGAGUAAAUUUUGUAAACGAUAGAAUAAAAAUUACAUUUCUUGCAUACAUUUUACUCAAUCAAACAAGCAGAAGUUCACUUAUAAUUCAGUUAGUGACUCAUGUUUUAGUAAUACCUAAUAUAAAGAGGAUCUUGCCAUGCUUGUUUUCAAAUUGCAUAAUGAGGAUGUUACAUAGUAAUAUUACUUACUAAGUUAGUAACUUGAGAUCUACAGCUGUGUUUUUUAUUUCCUAAAUUUCAUUUGUUUUCUUUGUGAAUGAGAUUUAAAUAAUAUUCUGAAAGAUCAGAUUCACAGAAUUAAAUGUGCGUAAAAACAACAAAUGUACAUACAUUCUUCCUUUUCCUUUAACACAAAUGAUAGCUUAUAGUGUUCAAUAGAACAUUUUAUCCAUCUUUUUAUGAAGAGGAAUUUGUACAUAUUUUGAAACACGUUAUGGAUAUGUUGUUACUUUUGUACCGGAAUGAUCUAUGUUUGUUCCGUAAUUAAACAUGUUUUCCCACGAUGCAAUCAUAGCAGCAAUAUGCAUUUUGUUAUUCAAUAUCUUUUGAUUAUCAUAGAACGUGUUUGGAGUAUUGCGGGUACGCAGAUAUAUAGUUAUACCGUGUAUGUUGUUUGUGCAAUAUUUUAUUGUGUUUUUUUUUAAGCCAGAAAGCUAUGUAUGAUGUACAUGUGGUAGACUAAGUGUUUAAUUCUCUAGUAGUAUGAUAAAUGUCCAAACAUAUCUCUGUAUUUAUUAAAGUGCGUUUGAUGAUACUACAACUUAAGGAAAACAGCUCGGAAACUGAAGCCAUUCCAUAGUGGAGCAUAUGCAUCCUUUCUUUUAAAGGAUUUUUGUCACACUGCCCUGUUGAACAAGUGAUUCAUCCACCGAUGUGGUGGUAUUUUUUUUUUAGCCUGAUUGUUAAUUUGGUAUCAAUACUGAAUUUCAAUAUCUGCAUUGACUGAUUCAUUCUUGUUUGGACAUGGACAUUAAUUCAUUGUUUCAAUAUUAUUGAUAAAGCAGUGUCAUUAAUAGAUUCACUCAACCAUUUUUUCUGUACAGCUGUAAACUAUCUAUUCUUUUAUCAGAUACAGUUGAACAUCAAAAUCUCAAAUACCACGGAUAUGUUGAAGUGAGUCGCAAGUCCGAACUACAUCUUCUUUAUGUAUUUUAACCACAAUAUCUUGAACCCUUAGAUAUCUCUAAGUUUUUUCUUGGCCCCAUUGAGUUUGAGAUAAUGAGGUUUGACUGUAUUUUGCAUUUUAAAUCCUUUAGACCUUUUCUUUUUCAUUCUGAUAAAUCAAAUUGCUGGUAACCAGUUGUGGGCGUAUGAAUAUUGCGUGUGUAGUUUCUCUGUUGUUUCUGAUGGUGGUGUUUGUAUAACUUCACAGUUUUGAAAUGUUUUGUACGGAAUUUUAUGCAUGUACAUAUACUUACACUUAUAUAUGGAAGAAUUAAGUUUAUCAGAUAACUCCACUUAGUGACAGUGAUUUAAAAAGCACUCGCAACCACUUCAUUUUAAAAUUUAUCAAUGUUAUUUCUCAUAUUAUUGUACUUUCUGUAGGAAAUGUAGAAAAUAAACAGAUUGUUCCUGCAUAUACUACAUAUAUAAUGUAGUAUGUAUAUAGAUGUAAAUUCUUUUGUAUUUUGUCUAAUGUUACUCAUUUGUUAAUCUUGCACAAUGUUCAAAUGUUUAUCGUGCUAAUUUAUUAUAAAUCCGUGUUACUUGACAAGUUCUUUUAAAAUAUGCCCUCAUUCAAAACUUUCAAAAUGAUAUUAAAGGUAACCUUUUGUUUUUGGUUCGUUAUUUUAAGUUCAAAUUGUUGAUAAUGAAACUGUGAUAAAAUCAAAAUUUACGAAAGUUGAUACACAAGUUUUCAGUGGUUGCUUUAUUGUACCUGUUUUAGUGUUUCAGGAUGCUCCAAUAAAGUUUAAUGAAUAUA
Messenger RNA from Ostrea edulis (European flat oyster), 6795 nucleotides. RefSeq names its product active breakpoint cluster region-related protein-like. Gene Ontology annotation, molecular function: GTPase activator activity; guanyl-nucleotide exchange factor activity. The record is from RefSeq and is a predicted model, not a curated record. Gene Ontology annotation, biological process: positive regulation of GTPase activity; intracellular signal transduction. NCBI's taxonomy places the organism in Eukaryota, Metazoa, Mollusca, Bivalvia, Ostreida, Ostreidae. Gene Ontology annotation, cellular component: membrane. Bases 165 to 4163 code for a protein of 1332 amino acids. The transcript has 25 exons.